Molecule: messenger RNA, 633 nt
Organism: Exophiala oligosperma
Lineage: Eukaryota; Fungi; Ascomycota; Eurotiomycetes; Chaetothyriales; Herpotrichiellaceae
Exons: 3
Coding region: 1-633 (210 amino acids)
Biological process (GO): positive regulation of transcription by RNA polymerase II
Molecular function (GO): protein dimerization activity; DNA-binding transcription factor activity, RNA polymerase II-specific; RNA polymerase II cis-regulatory region sequence-specific DNA binding
Source: RefSeq, a predicted model, not a curated record
AUGGCCGACAUCACCGAUCAUUCCGCUGGUCUCGACCAACCCUCACCUGGCGAUGAGCUCACCGGUAACGGCGUUGAAUCUCGAGGCACAAAACGUCCGAGGACGUCCAUGGCUGGGGACGACGACGACGAUGAUGACGAGAAGGGAGGAAGAGAGAGAAGAAAGAUCGAGAUCAAGUUCAUUCAAGAUAAAUCGCGUCGUCACAUUACCUUCUCAAAACGAAAGGCGGGUAUCAUGAAGAAGGCCUACGAACUCUCAGUCCUCACCGGCACACAAGUUCUUUUGUUGGUCGUCUCUGAAACCGGUCUUGUCUACACCUUCACCACCCCCAAGCUUCAACCACUUGUCACAAAGGCCGAAGGCAAGAACUUGAUUCAGGCAUGCUUGAACGCCCCCGAACCCUCAGGCAAUGAGAAUGGGGUUGAUGGCGCUGAUGAUGUCGCUUCGCCUGAUGAUGUCCCCGCAAUGCCACCUGCAGUCGCAGCCACGGGCAUGCCACGUCCUCCUGGCCAUGGCCCCUACAUGACUCAAGAACAACAGCAGCAAGCCAUGUACUACCAGCAACUUCAACAACAAAAUCAGAGUGGUCAAUAUGCAGGUAUGCCUCAGAUGCCUCAACACCAGCGAGCAUAA